AUGACAGCGGUCUGGAAGUCCAUAACAAGAUAUGAAUGCACUCUGAGCACUGUUCUGUUUAUAAGCACACGAUUGCAUACUCAUCCACAAGCAUUACGUAGCGCAGUUUCAUCGAAAAACGAAGCUCCUGUUCGAUUUCCCUAUAAAACUAGUACGGACACACGGCUCAAUCAUUCUGCGGCAAUGUCUAUCCCGACGGCUGUAAUUCCUGUGGUUCUCCAUCUUCUCUUGCUCGCGCAUUCAGCUCAAACCCUUCAAGUUUUGCCUUACUGUGGGAAUUCACGUGCUCUCCCAUCAUACAUUCGAGAGCCGUUGUUUGUGCAUGUUGACGUGGCUAAGAGGCAAAAUCCGAGCAUGAGGUACAGCUGUGAACUGGAAGUUCUUGCGCUCGAUUUUCUAACAAAUAGAAGAACUAAUGGUCUGACAUAUACUGAAUAUGUCAGACAAAGCGUGCACUACGAAACACUGGCUAGAGAAGCUGCCCAAAACUGGUACGGACAGUUGAGACAGAUGGGUCCCAAGAGGGAAUUCGGCUGCAACCUGAUAGAGAAACCUUCUGGGACAUACCGUGUUGCUUGUCUUUACAGAUGA
Necator americanus (New World hookworm) is the source of this 591-nucleotide messenger RNA. RefSeq lists its product as uncharacterized. The coding region runs from base 1 to 591 and encodes 196 amino acids. The transcript has 6 exons. The record is from RefSeq and is a predicted model, not a curated record. NCBI's taxonomy places the organism in Eukaryota, Metazoa, Nematoda, Chromadorea, Rhabditida, Ancylostomatidae.